This is a messenger RNA of Achroia grisella, 6023 nucleotides long. Its product is annotated as GRIP and coiled-coil domain-containing protein 2-like. The transcript is spliced from 15 exons. Bases 180 to 4691 code for a protein of 1503 amino acids. The record is from RefSeq and is a predicted model, not a curated record. NCBI's taxonomy places the organism in Eukaryota, Metazoa, Arthropoda, Insecta, Lepidoptera, Pyralidae.
UUUCUUACUUUUAGAACACAUUUUUUUAUGAAGUUAAUUCAUUAUAAUUAUUGUUUCUGUCAGUUUUUAUAUGAUUAAUGUUUGUAUUCUAUGGUAUCAUACGUGAUACGGCGCUAUAAAUAUAUAUAUAUAUAGUGUUAUAAAAUGAAGUCAUUCCUCAAUUCUAAUGUCUUGUUGUAAUGGAUAAACAUUCGGAAACUACGAACAAAGUUACUAUGUCGAAGAAGAGUCCUUUUGAAGAUUUAAAUAAAGAUGAGCUAAUUCAAAAAUGUAAAGGAUUCCUUGCAAUAGCUCAAAAAGCCAAGCAGGCAAAAUCUGAUUUACAAGAAGAAAUAGAAAAUUAUAAAACAGAGCUUAAUAAGUGUCAGUCAGAGAAAAAAUCUAAUUUGGAAAAUUUACAAACAUUACAAGAACUUGUAGAUUCUCUCACUGAACAGAAGCUUAAUUAUAUAACUGAAGUAGAUUCAGCUCAUUGUCAAAUAAAAUCACUCAACGAAAAAUGUUCGAAAUUUGAAGAAGAAAUAAAUCAGUAUAAAGCAGAUCUGAUUGUAAGGAACAAGCAUGUAGCAGAUACCACACAAAAAUUGUCUGAUCUAGAUAAUGAAAUUGUUUCUCUUAAAAGGCAAAAUAAACGACUGUUGGAUGAAAAUGAGCAAUUUAUUAACCAGCUUACUGAUUUAGAAUCACAGGCUACUGAGUUUAAUCAUAUUGGUUUACAGCAAAGAGAACAACUGAAAAUAUUAGAAGGAAAAGUCCAAACAGAUGAUUCCUAUAAAAAAGAAAUACAAGUACUAAAUAAUGAAAUCUUGGAAUUGAAGAAUAAACUUGAAUUAAAGAAUGAUGGCUCAGAAAAUAAAAAAAUGGACUAUGAAAAUAAAUUUAAAGAACUUACACAGUUAUAUGAGUCUGAAAGAAAUAAAAAAGAGAAAGCAAAUAUUAAACUGAGAAGUUAUAAGGAUAAAAUACUAAAAUGUGCAGCAUGUAUUAGUCAACUCAAAAAUUCCCGAUUUAUUUUAUCAAAAACAGUAAAAGAAUAUUCAGAGAGUAUUCCGAAAUGGCAAAAUGAUAUAAUGAAGGCAUCAAAAAUUUUAGAUGAGCAAAUAAAUGAAUUAAAUAAUGAAAAUGCGUCACUGAAAGAGAAACUCCAGUUGGUGGAAAAAAGACUCUCAGAAGAGCUAAUGUCUAAAAAACCAGAUAAUACUGAACUACAAAAUAAAAUAACUGAAUUACAGCAACAUUUAAAUGAUACUUUAAAGAUUAAAAAUAGUCUAGAAGAAGAAUUAGAGAAAUUGAAACUUGAUUAUAAGAAAUUGAAUGAAUUUGAAAUAACACAAUAUUCAAAUGAUAAGAAAGACUUGAAAGAUCAGUUGAAUGAAAGUACUCAAAAAGUUCAAUGUAUGAUACAAACAAAUAGUGAACUUCAACUCUUAGUUGAAAACCUCAAAUCUGAAUUAUCUGCUACAAAAGAAAAUCUUGAUGAGUGCUCGAAAAGUAAAUUAAUAUUAAAUGAGGAUUUAGUAAAAAUUAAGUCAAAGUAUCGGGAUUUACAUGACACUCAAUUACCAACUCAUGUAAAUGAAAUUGAAAGUUUAAAACAUCUUUUACGUGAUGUGAGAAAACGCUUUGAAGAUACUUCUAAAGAAAAUGUUGAACUUCAUAUUUUAGUGGAUAAUCUAAAAUCUGAAAAUCAAAACUUAAUUUCCUCAAAACAAAUUCAAAUUAAAGAUGAUAGUACAGUAGAAAGCAUGAUUUUACAGCUAAAAGCUUUAGAAAGUGAAAAGGCAAUAUUAGUUAAAGAAAAACUUUGUGCUAGGGACAAUGUCUUAGAAUUAGAAAAUAAAAAUAAAGCCCUGACUAGUCAGUUAGAUUCAAUGAAUUCAGAUAUUUUGAAAAUGAAAUCUGAAGUUGAGACAUUGUCACAGGAGAAACUUAUGAUUGCAAAUAACAGUAAAAUUGAAAAAGAGAGUGAAGUUAAUAACUUAAAAUGUAAAAUGAAUUUAUUGCAAGAGCAAUAUGAUAUACUUAAAAAAGAACAUGAAGAGUUACAAGAUUUGAAUGGGCUUUUAAAAGAAGAAGUGGAAACUCUGAAGCUGUCCUUAGAACAACCUAAAGAAGAUGGUGAUAACUUAACAGAUUUGAAUGUUUCUUUACAAGCGGAUAUUGUAAAAUUAGAAACAAAGUUAGCUGCUUAUAAACAGGAAAAUACGUCACUUUUAUCAGAACUUAAGGAAUCAAGAGUAAAAGUCAAAGACUUUGAUAAUUUACUUACUGAAUAUGUUGAUGCUAAAUCUAAAUUGUCAGGUUAUAAAACUGAAAAUACAGAAUUAUUAAAUGAAAUGAAAGAAAUUAAUCAAGUGCUGAAAGAACGUGGAGAGACUAUAUCAAAACUUCAAAAAGCUAUUGCUGAGAUGGAAAGACUAAUAGAAACAUUAGAAAAAGAUAGAGAUAAUGUGAAACAAGAAAAGGAUGAUUUGAGCACAAGUAUUGGAAAUCUGCAGGAAGCCUUAAAGAAUGCUGAGUUAAAUACUGACACAAAUAUAGCAAUGAUAGAGCAAGUCUGUAAUGAGAGAGAUAAUGCUAAGAAGUUAUUAUUGGAAAAAGAAGCACUUAUAACGUCAUUAAAAGAAGAUAUAGAUAAAUUUAAACAACAGCAGUCAUCUUCUGCAGAUUUGCCCCACGAUGAUAUGUCUACAUCCACAAUAUCGAGAGCUGAGGACCAUUCACGAAUGAAAGAUUUAGAUGAAACAUUUGAAGACAAAUACACAAAAUUAAGGAUAUUUGCAUUAAAACUUAAAAAGAAAUUGAAUGAAACAACAGCACAGUUACAACAGACUGAACAGGAUAAAGUAAGAAUAGAAAAAUUGCUUCAUGAGACUAAUUCCAAAGAUACUAAAUCUAUAUCUGCAAUGGGCAUUGAUGUAGUUGACAAUAGCUGUAAAAAAGUAGAAGAUGACAUAUUAAACCUUCAAUGUAAAGUGAAGACUUUAACAGUUGAAUCACAAGAAACGAAUGCUGAAUUGGAGAAAUUGAAAGUUGAAUUAGAUAAUAAGUGUAAGCUAUUGUUAGUUGAGAUUGAGUCUCAUAAAGUCACUAAGGAUAACUUGGAGAAGGCUCGACGCGAUGCAAAAAAGAAGAAUGUAUUAAGUCUUGAGAUGGAGGACUAUGAGAGAUCUAUGAAAGAACUUACAGCUAAAAUGGAUGAAAAGAAAAAAAAAAUGGUUCAGAUGGAGUCCACAAUAGACACACAGGAAGGAACUAUCACCUCAAUGAAGACUCAAAUAAAGUUAUUGGAAGAACAGAUAAAAACAGAAGAAACACAAAAUAGACUUAUAAGAGAGGAGCUACAACAUGCGAUUGAUGAAGGGAGAGAAAAAGAUAAUAUAAUUCAAGUGAAAAAUGGCAUAAUUUCAAAACUAGAACUAGAUCUUGAAGAUGAAAAAAGAAAGAAUGAAGAAUCCGAUUUAGAAAUGACAUCAUUGAUCAGUGAAAAGGAAAAGAUUAUUAUGAAUUUGAGUGAAGAUAAAGCGGACUUGAAUAACAAAGUCAAGAUGCUAGAGUUCAAGUGUGGAGAAAUACAGGAAAAAUAUAAAAUUACAAAUAUUGAAUUGGCAGAUUUGAAAACAGAGUACACUAGUUACAAGGUGAGAGCCAAGUCUGUGCUGCGCCAAAAUCAAACUGUAGACCACAGUCAAGAGGAACAGUUAAAAGAGGAGACUGCAGCUCUAAAGACUCAGCUAGAAACCGUAACUGCCAAAUUGACAACUGCCUUAGAGCAAUGCGCGACGGAGCGCGCGGCGGCAGAAGCGUCUUCUCGGCGCGCGUCGGAGGCGGCGGCGGAGGCCGCGCGUACGAAUCAGCGUUCCGCGCGCCUGCACGCGGACCUUACGCGUCUCGGACACCAGCUCGACGCCGAACGCGACCACCACAAGCUGCAGACGUCUACACUCACCCAAUGCUACAAAACUCAAAUUAACGAACUGGAAGCUAAAUUUGAAAGAGAUACGGAAGCGCUGAGAAAACAAUUGCUCAUCGCCGAAGAGAGCACUAAGACUAGCCAAGUGGGUACAUCUAAAGAGAAUCAAGAUCAAUACUUACUGCCAGUUAUACCAAAAGAAGAGACCAGUGACGGGGAAAUGGAUAUUAAUGUCUCCAUGAUACCAAGGGAAGAAGGCGAGGGUUCAGAGUCAGCGCCGUCCCCUCCGCCGUCGAAGGCGUACCUUGGCGCCGGCAGUGGACGGUCACCGGUGCCGCUGGAGAGGUUGUUAGAGGAAGGCGUACCAGACGAUGAAGCCCUCGACUCUGCCUCGCUGGCACUCACGUCUGAUCAAGAAAUUGUCGACUUGAGACGUCGGCUCCAAGCUCAACAGCAAAGGGUAAAGCACGUGACCAUGUUGCUGUCGGAAUCGGAGCGUGAAUGCGCCCGGCUGUCGCAGCUGAGUGAUCUGCUUAAGAGCGAACUGCGGCGCGUGCGUUCGUCACCGCACCAACACAACACUGAAUAUAUGAAGAACGUCACCCUCAAGUUCCUGACGUUGGCGCCUGGUGACGAACGCAGCCGCCUAGUGCCCGUUCUGCAGAAAAUUCUAACGCUCACACCUGAUGAGACUCAGAAGAUACAAUCUAUUGCUAAAGGUCAAGAUCCAAAUUCAAAAGGUUGGGGAAGCUACCUCCCAUGGCCAGGAGGGAAAUAAAGUAUAAGCCGUAAGUAUUGCGUAUUGUCAAAUACAAAUCAUCGACUGUGAUCCAUGUUGACAUAAUUAUGUUACACUGUUAGAGCAUUUCUGUUAUAUAUUGAAUUUAUAUUCUGUAAUCAUAAAUUUUAAUAUAAAAAUGUUAAUGAGAAAUACAAAUGUAUUUUAAUAGUAAUUAAUAGGUAGUUUUCAACAAAAUUUUGUUGAAAACUCGGCAGAUGAUUUUGUACAUGAAAUGGUAACUGCACAAGUCACUUGGUUACAAAAUUCAAAUUAUGUGCCGAUAUCUGUAGGUCUUGUAUUAUUAUUUGUUAUAAGAAUAUUUUUUCCAUUUGUAUAAAUUUUAUGCACACGUCUGUCUAGUUAACACUAUAGUUUUAAAGCUGCACUUUUAUGUACCAGGAUUUUUAAUAUAGUUCUUUUAAAAAGUUAAUUAAUUAAGAUUUUAAUAUUUUAUUUAAUGUAGCUGUUUGGGAAUAUGGUAGAUUUGUUGUAAUUGUUGUACUGAUAGAUACACGAAUAGAACAAUAUGUAGAAAACAAAUUUAUAGUAGAAAAUGCUGUGAGGGUCUUAUUUAGGAUUACAUCCUAUAAGUGUAGUGAUUCAACAUUUAACAGUAUAACUGCAAAAAAAUAAUAUGACCUAUUACUGUAUUUUUUAAUAAAUGUAUAUAGUGAAUAGCGUAGUAUAUAUUAUCAAGAAAAUAUAUUUUGUUACUCAUUUCAAUUGAUUUAUAUCAACGGAAAUUAUAUCAGUAUCUAGAUAGCGACUUUGGUUCCUUGAAUAAUAUCAAUCCCAUAUACAAUUUUAAUGUUAUCUGGUUCUAUACUGUAUACCUACCAGUGAAAGUGACAAGUCAAAACAGCACUUGUACCAUAAUCCAUAAUUAAUUCACUAUUUUCGAUUGUGAAACUGAGCGCAUAAAUUAAUUAAUAGGGCAACUAGAACAACUUCGGCAGUAUACAUUUCUUUUCAGCUACAAGGUUUAUUAUAAUCAUAGAGUAAUUAAGAAAAUAAAUCAUAUCCUUUUGGCUUAUAUAAAAUAAUUAUGUCGUACAUUUCACAAUGAAAAUAUUAGGGAUUCUAGUAUAAUCGUUUCUCUGUGAACUAUAGCAUUUUGUCCAAGACAAGUAUAAAACUGAUUGGUGUAUUAAAGAUGUCGCAAGAUUUAUAUUACGUACUUUAAGUAAAUAAUAGGUAGCCGUUUAAAUGACUAAGUAAAAAAUAUGCAUACUAUUAUAAUUAUGUUUAGUUAAUUUGCAACAGAUUAUUAAAUUAUUAAUAAACUACAUGAUUAAUGUAAAUGAGGUGAUAUAAAUAUAAUAAAUAAUU